This is a messenger RNA of Menidia menidia (Atlantic silverside), 3184 nucleotides long. Lineage: Eukaryota; Metazoa; Chordata; Actinopteri; Atheriniformes; Atherinopsidae. The record is from the annotation of a GenBank genome assembly.
UCCAUGUGGAUAGGUACUAGUGUCUCUGUCUUCAGGGCCCAAGCAUCAUGCAGCUCAAACCAAAUACGGAUAAAUCCACCCAAAUAGGACCUUGUUUCUUGUUCUUUUGUGCUGCAGGCAUCAAUCAAGGCAGCUGUUACAGGAUCAACCAUUUCCCGGAUGACAACGACUAUGACACAGACAGCUCUGAAUAUCUGCUACGAGUAGUUCGUGCCUCUAGCAUGUUCCCCAUCCUCAGCACCGUCCUAUUGAUGCUCGGUGGGUUGUGUGUUGGUGUGGGCCGCAUGUACAACAAGACAAACAAUGUCCUCCUCAGCGCGGGCAUCUUCUUUGUGGCUGCAGGUCUGAGCAACAUAAUUGGAAUAAUCGUUUAUAUAUCCAGCAAUGCAGGAGACCCAAAUGAUAAACGCGAUGAUGACAAGAAGUACACUUACUCCUAUGGCUGGUCCUUCUACUUUGGUGCCCUCUCCUUCAUUGUAGCUGAAACCGUUGCUGUCCUUGCCAUCAACAUCUACAUCGAGAAGAAUAAGGAGGUCCGCUGGAGGGCGCGGCGAGAGUUCAUCCGUUCGCUCUCCUCCUCUUCCCCGUAUUCAAGGAUACCGAGCUUCCGCUACCGUCGACGGACAUCGCGUGCCAGCUCUCACUCCACAGAGGCCUCCAGGGAGAACUCGCCCGUGGUUGGUCUAAAGAGAGCGCCAUCUUCCAGCGGGCCUCUGGACGAGCUGUCCAUGUACGCCCUGGCGAGGGACAGUGUGACAGACAACACCUACAGCCCUGAGCACGAGGCGGCCGGUGAGUUCCUGCAGGUCCAUAACUGUUUCCCAAACGAUUUAAAGGACGGGGUGAACCGCAGGACCACACCCGUGUGAGCAUCGCAGGGCUCACCUGAAGAAGGAAUAGCAAAACAAAUGUAAUAUCAGUGGCCUGACCUGCCGGGAGACCUGCCAUGUUAGAGUUUCCCCAUUUUGAAUGGACCAAAAUGAGAGAAGCCAGCUUCUGGACAGAAAUGAGCCAAUUAACAGAAACUAUGUAAAUUACCAUCUUGUGUUGGCCAUUAAAGUAGAACAAAUGUACCCGUUUUUAUAUUGAAUCUAAAAUGAGUGGUAGCGUUCAGCUCAGCAGAGAUGAGCAGUGUGUUGCUGACAGUUCUCACCUGAAUGAUGCUCUCUACACUGGUGGUUUACAUCAGAUGAAGACCGUGAGGUGAACCUAUCAGCGGUGUUCUACCUGUAAAUCAAAAAGGUGCUAAGUGAAAUAUACACUUUAACUUGAAAGUGUUCCAUUUGUGUGUACCGUUGAGGUCGGGAUAUUAACCCAAAGUGGAUAUUCUGUCCUCAAUUUAGGUUUCAUCUGAUAUUCUAAUUAUAGUUUCGUAAAAGUACAAUUAAGAGUCUGUGUAUGUACAAAACAAGUUGGCAAGCUGUAAUGUAUCCAAUGUUUAGUAUUUAAACACAUGUCAAUCAUGGGCUAGACCAAACAAUUUCAAGGGUUUUGUCUGUCUGUUUGUCCAUCUUGAUUUUUCUGACACUCAGAGAGGAACAAGAUGUCUGUCUCUGUCAGUGAAAAAUGUCUGUUCAGUGGUCUCAUUUUUUCACUUCUGUAACAGUCUACUAUCUCUCCAUCACACCCCCUGAUGGAUGUGUCACUGUGUACGUGCCUAUCAAAAAAGAAGAGCCGCCGAUGAGAAAGCAGGUGCCCUGACCAGUGGGGAUGACAUAGGUCAGGACUUCCUAUUGACCUGGACGGAGUCUCUGCGUCAAGUCGCUCAUAUGGAUAAAGAUCACAGCCAGGCAGGGAAUUCAUAUCUGUUUGUCACAGAGCCUGUGAGUCCAUCUGCCAGCCAGAAGCCCCCCCCCGCUUCAAAAAGAGGCCUCAGACAGACAGAAGCUGUGUUGAGCUGAAUCUCCAAAGGAUUUAUCCAUGAGCUGCUCAUUCUGUCUAUUCUCUCAGGAAAUGCAUAGUAGUGGUGGGUUGAACACUCUUUGAGUCCUUCUCCUUAUUUCGUGGCUGUGGCAGCCAGCAGACCAGAGACAAAGGUGAUUUUUAUUUUUUGCUUGAGAUUGCUCAACCAACCACCAGUUUUGGGUUUCUUUAGUGAUGGUCUCAGUCAUAGUGCGUGUGACGAUCCAAAGGAUAAAACUUCACAAGUUCACCUUAGCAAAUUUAAAAAAGAAAAGCCAUCAGUGUAGGUAUUUCAUUUUUAUAUUACAGUGUGUAAAAAUAAAAUAAAAAUCCGUGUAUGUGCAAGGUUGCAAAUACAAGUACAAUAAAACAACAACAAAAAAACAAGUUGUGAAAAGACUUGAGAGAAUCAAAAGCCUCCUUUAUGUAGGGUAAUGGUUGUGUGAUUCAAAUUACAUUUUAUACAUUCAGGCUAAACUGGUUUUGCUGUUGUUAGUAUGUGAAUCUAUUGAAUCUUCUGUUUUGUAAGGUGCAGUAUAUUAAAUAUGUUUAGGGAAAUAAGCUAUAUUUUCUAUUCCAUAUAUGAAUAUCUGCUGUAUAUUCCUGUAUGUGCUUAUAUUGAUUAAUGGCUCUCUGUAUAUAAAAACGUUUUUUUUGUUUUCUCUGAAAGAAACAAAAUAUUUAAUUGUGAGUGCUUGGAAGGAUGAAGAGUAAUUGGACAAGUAUGGAAAGGAGAAGAAACUGAUUUUCUUUUUAUGAAAUGGAAAAGUCCUUCACCAUGCUACAGUUUGUCUCAUCACUAUUGUAAAGGUAUUUUCAGUGCCUUUGCUCUUUUUAUGAUCUACUGUAUUUCUUGCUUUCUCUGUUCUGAUGUAAAAAUAAGAUUUCUAAUUUACAUACCCCAAAUGUGCUGUACAUAAAAAAUUAAACAAAAAUCAGGGUCAAGUUGUUUGCGCUUUGGUGAUGAUUUCUUAGCAUAGUUAAGAGUUAUGGAUUAAAGCCAAUCAAUGUUACCAUAAUUCAUACAUGAAGGGGACAUGCAUUUAUUCAGCAUUGUAAUGAAAACCAUCACAAAAGAUGUGAUUUAACCAAAACUGAAUCUGCAAUCAGGUGUGAGGGAAGGUCUUCCCAAUUGAUAUGGUCCCUGAAGUGCAACAAAACACAACAAUAUUAGAUAUAUAUGAAUCUAUAAAUCAAAUAAACCACAACAAAUAAAAAAUCAAAUGUUAUUUCACUGAAAAACUAAACAGACAUCAUAUUUUUUUUGUUGGUUUGUUGCGUC